AUGGCCAGCCAUUGGCAGACACCUGCACUGCUGGUGGACACCUGUGCUGCUGGUGGCAGGGACCAGGUGGGCUCCGGGGCCCCCUUUCCUCAAUAUACCCGCCCAGCCACAGCCCCAAGCCCGCCCCGCCCCUUUAGGCACCUUUCGGGAUGCCUGCCCGCUCUAGCUGGCUCCCAAGUGAAGAGGUUCUCAGCCUCCAAGCGGAAGCAGCACUUCAUCAACCAGGCUGUGCGGAACUCAGACCUUGUGCCCAAGGCCAAAGGGCGGAAGAGCCUCCAGCGCCUAGAGAACACCCAGUACCUCCUGACCCUGCUGGAGACAGACGGGGGCACACUUGGUCUGGAGGAUGGGGAUCUGACACCCCCUGCGGCACCUGGCAUCUUCGCAGAGGCCUGCAACAAUGAGACCUAUGUAGAGGUCUGGAACGACUUCAUGAACCGCUCUGGGGAGGAGCAGGAGCGGGUCCUCCGAUACCUGGAGGAUGAGAGCAAGAGCAAGGCGCGGAGAAGGGGGCCUAGCCGGGGGGUGGACCGGAGGAGAGAGGACCCGGCCUAUACGCCCCGAGAGUGCUUCCAGCGUAUCAGCCGGCGUCUGCGAGCCGUUCUCAAGCGGAGCCGCAUCCCCAUGGAAACUUUGGAGACCUGGGAGGAGCGGCUGCUGAGGUUCUUCUCUGUGUCCCCCCAGGCUGUGUACACGGCCAUGCUGGACAACAGCUUCGAGAGGCUCCUACUCCAUGCUGUCUGCCAGUACAUGGACCUCAUCUCAGCCAGUGCCGACCUGGAGGGCAAGAGGCAGAUGAAGGUCAGCAAUCGGCAUCUGGACUUCCUGCCCCCGGGGCUGCUCCUGUCUGCUUACCUGGAGCAACGCAGCUGAUAUCAGCCAGCCGCCCUCUUCCCAUCAAGAUUUUCUAUACCGUCCACUGAAAUAUGUUUGUUAAUUUUAGAAUUUGUCCUUGGAAACAUGCUAUCCCCCUUGGGGUGGCACUCUCACCCUGGCCCCAUCCCGUCCCAGCUCUUCUAGGUAAAUGCUGGCAGCUGGAGCCACCCUAGACUAUCCCAUAUUACUAGCCAUAACUCUCCUCUCUGGGACUUGUAUUUGGGUGGCAAGAACCAGUCUGUCCACUUCCAUGUUCCUUCUUCAGUCAGCUUUCUUAGCCCAUUCUGAAGCUUAAGCAAGGAAGGGGAGCCUAGGUUUUUAUCAUUUUUAAUGAAUUUGGCAUGAUGUGUUGUAGAUUUUUAAAUGUCCCCUUUGGGAAGAAAAACCAAAUGCCCCAACUGAUAAAUUGGGCGCUUUGUUCUAGUCCCUGCUUGACUCCCAGUUUUUGGCUAGGAUUGGGGGAUCUCUGGGGUGCUGCCCCUCACCCCAGGAGCAUUACAUAUUGCGUGUGUGUGUGUGUGUGUGUGUGCAUUUGCAUGCUGGUGUCCUGCGACCCAAGGCAGAAGCUGCAUCUUAAAGGCUGGUUUUACCCUCUUUUUGGAAUGUGUUUCCUCCCCUGGUGCCUUUUGGUGGCUCUUGGGGGCCCUGCCUGCUCUACAACCCCUCCCCCCAUCUUUUCUCCUUUCUUCAUACUGGGAGUCUGGGACUUCCAGCCAGAAGCCUCCACUCUCCCACUACCACCUUCCCCUCUCCAUGUUCCCUCACUUCCCUAUCCCCCAGCCUGAGUCUGACCUAUAGCUUUGGGGUGUCCUCAUGCUGGUCACCCUGACCUGGGCCACAAAAGCAGGGUUGGGGGACCCUCCCACUCCUGUGUGUGGUGUGGCUAAUUGCGCUUUGGGGAAAGUGGAGAAUUCAAUAAAUUUCUGGUGCUCUGGUCUC
This is a messenger RNA of Miniopterus natalensis, 1815 nucleotides long. The record is from RefSeq and is a predicted model, not a curated record. Lineage: Eukaryota; Metazoa; Chordata; Mammalia; Chiroptera; Miniopteridae.